GCCGGGUGUCAGUAUACUUGUCAGUGUGCGUCUGUGAUUGAACAGUGAAGAACGCGCAGACUUCACCGGGCUCAGUUAGGAAACGUGGCCUUAAAGCGAAUCGAGUCCAUCCCAAUGAGAAACACACUCAGUUGACACUCUCAGCACAUUUAUUUUUAAGGGUCAUCGUAUCUGAGUUAAACAUGGCUGAUGUGGAGCAGACCACAUCGGUGCCGGAUGGAUCCAGUAACGGUUCGGACGCGGUGAACGGGACCGCGGGUCGGUUCGUGUCCAGCGCCGAGGGCACAGCUCUGGCGUACGGCAGCUUGCUGCUCAUGGCCCUGCUGCCCAUCUUCUUCGGAGCGCUGCGGUCGGUGGGCUGCUCCAAAAGCAAGAGUCCCUCAGAUAUGCCUGAGACCAUCACGAGCAGAGACGCCGCUCGCUUCCCUAUCAUCGCCAGUUGCACUCUCUUCGGACUGUAUCUCUUCUUCAAGAUUUUCUCUCAAGAGUACAUUAAUCUGCUGCUCUCCAUGUAUUUCUUCGUGCUGGGAAUAUUAGCGUUGUCUCACACAAUGAGUCCCUUCAUGUACAGAGUUUUCCCUGCUAACCUGCCAAAUAAGCAGUACCAGCUGCUGUUCACCCAGGGCUCAGGAGACAGCAAAGAGGAGAUCGUCAACUACGAGUUUGACACGAAGGAUCUGAUCUGCCUGUGCAUCAGCAGUGUGGUCGGCGUCUGGUACGUCCUGAAGAAGCACUGGGUUGCCAAUAACCUGUUCGGUCUGGCUUUCGCCCUGAACGGAGUCGAGCUGCUCCACCUCAAUAAUGUCAGCACUGGCUGCAUCCUGCUGGGAGGACUGUUCGUCUACGACGUGUUCUGGGUUUUUGGCACCAACGUCAUGGUGACAGUUGCCAAGUCUUUCGAAGCCCCAAUUAAGUUGGUUUUCCCACAAGAUUUGCUGGAAAAAGGUUUGGAUGCCAGCAACUUUGCCAUGCUAGGACUGGGGGACAUCGUCAUUCCGGGAAUCUUCAUCGCUUUGCUCCUGCGUUUUGACGUCAGUUUGAAGAAGAACACACGAACUUACUUCUACACCAGCUUCCUGGCUUACAUCUUCGGCCUGGGUCUUACCAUAUUCGUCAUGCACACCUUUAAACAUGCUCAGCCUGCUUUGCUGUACCUGGUCCCUGCUUGUGUUGGAUUCCCAGUGCUGGUGGCUCUGUUGAAGGGAGAACUGACCGAGAUGUUCAGGUACGAAGAGUCUUCACCGGAGGAGGCGUCAUCGAAAGAGGAAGUAACAGAAUCUGCUAAAGACAAAUAAAAGUGCAAAACGAGCCCUCAUUCAUGUUCAGCAUUUGUUCAUCAUAGUGAUGUGGCCGUGCAGCGGACGCUCGUGUUCCGAGUCGCUCACGGCAGUGACGUGAUCUGUACUUCUGAACUCUUUUAAUGACAUACUGCAGCUUUCCCAGUGCCUGUGUUUUCUCCAUGUUCCUUUGUUCAUUUCAUUGCCUUCGGCCUUCAUGUUCGAAAUCAUGCUUGAUUAUUUGCUUUCAAAGGGUUUUAGUUAUUAUACAGUAUUUGAAUAGGGUAGAAUUUGGCUUUCUGCAUGUAAUGUCAGAUUACCAUGCAGACUUAUUAAACGUAUGAUCAUGUCACACAAGUCUGGUACCUAUUCCUGUGUAGCUGGUUUCUGUUUUUGGUUUUACUCUAGGAUCUCAUAAGGGAUUCAGUUUGUGAAACUCAAGUAGUUGUCCAACCUUUUGUUAAAUGUUAAGAUAAAGGCAUUCUGGAUUACAUAUUUUUACUUUAUGCAAGUGUAAACCGAAGUGGGACCAAAUAUCUCCCUAGGAAGUGAAAGUGUUUUUAUGUUCUGAAUGUUUUUCUGGCUGUAGUUUUGAAGGGUUUUGAAUUUACUUUUCUAUGCCAUAUUGUGUCCCAGUCAUGUGUUUUACACCUCAUGCUCAGCUCGGUCACCAUCAUUUUACAGCCCCCUUUUGUGUAAUCUUUUUUUUUUCCUCAGUGUAAAAGUGUAAAAGUUUAAGCUUAUGUGAGGAGCAUUUCUUCCUCAAUAUAACUUUUUAUUUGCAUUAAACUGUGGUGUUUACCACUGUAGAAAAGCA
Ctenopharyngodon idella (grass carp) is the source of this 2094-nucleotide messenger RNA. RefSeq names its product histocompatibility (minor) 13 (gene hm13). The record is from RefSeq and is a predicted model, not a curated record. The coding region runs from base 183 to 1295 and encodes 370 amino acids. Gene Ontology annotation, biological process: membrane protein proteolysis. Gene Ontology annotation, cellular component: lumenal side of endoplasmic reticulum membrane; cytoplasmic side of endoplasmic reticulum membrane; membrane. Gene Ontology annotation, molecular function: aspartic endopeptidase activity, intramembrane cleaving. The transcript has 12 exons. NCBI's taxonomy places the organism in Eukaryota, Metazoa, Chordata, Actinopteri, Cypriniformes, Xenocyprididae.